This is a messenger RNA of Zea mays, 2798 nucleotides long. Its product is annotated as E2F transcription factor-like E2FE. The transcript has 11 exons. The record is from RefSeq and is a predicted model, not a curated record. Gene Ontology annotation, biological process: regulation of transcription by RNA polymerase II. Lineage: Eukaryota; Viridiplantae; Streptophyta; Magnoliopsida; Poales; Poaceae. Gene Ontology annotation, molecular function: RNA polymerase II cis-regulatory region sequence-specific DNA binding; DNA-binding transcription factor activity, RNA polymerase II-specific. Gene Ontology annotation, cellular component: RNA polymerase II transcription regulator complex. The coding region runs from base 398 to 1744 and encodes 448 amino acids.
AAUUUCAGUUCAAACUGCCCAAGGCAAGCCAUCACGCGGCUCACGCACGCCACGCAUCCCCCACCAGGCCACCAUGCGCCUGCGAGCCACGCCAAGCCGAUCUCUCAAGCGAAACGGCCCUCCAGAUUACAUUCGACGGCAGAGGCAGACGCACGGGAGCAGACAGAGAAAAUUUUGAAACGCGGGCAGGCCGCCACCACCGCGCCAAAUCAAGCCCUCCAGUCACAUUCCAUUCGACGGCCGGAGCGGCGCCUCCUACCUCCGACCUCCUUCUACAAGUCAGAUCCGUCCACAUAUACAACACUCUCAGGAAUUCCCUCCUCUACCACCGCACCGUCCACGCGAACUCAAAUCCUGCAAACUCCUCGCGACCACCUCACGCGGAUCGGCGACGGCGAUGGUGGCGGCCUCCUCUACCGUCGUCGAGGUAGCGGUGGCAGCAGCUGCGGCGGCGGCGUCAGCUUUGCCGCAGGAGCAGCAGGCGCAGCCGCGGCCGCGGCCGAUGCACGCGGGUGGCGCCAAUGGCCGCCACCACGCGUACAGCCGCAAGGACAAGUCGCUCGGCCUCCUCUGCUCCAAUUUCGUGGUUCUCUACAACCGCGAGGACGUGGAGUCCGUCGGCCUGGACGAAGCGGCCAAACGGCUCGGCGUGGAGAGGCGCCGGAUCUACGACAUUGUCAAUGUGCUUGAGAGUGUCGGGAUUCUUUCGAGGAAAGCCAAGAAUCGCUACACAUGGAUAGGUUUCGGCGGAAUCCCAAUGGCGUUGCUAGAACUCAAGGAAAGGGCGUUAAGGGACAAGUCUGGUUUGGCUUCUCAGCAAACCGAGCAGCAAUCUGCUGCCACAAUUUCUGAUGACGAGGAUGAUGAUACAUUGGGCAAAGAAGUUGCUAAUAUCGAGAAUGAGAAACUGAGUCAGACUGUUAACAAUCCUUCUGACAAACCUGGUGCACCCCGUUGUCGCCUUAGAUCUGAUCAUAGGAAAGAAAAGUCACUUGGGUUGCUCACACAGAAUUUCGUGAAGCUCUUUCUCACCAUGGAGGUUGACACGAUCUCACUUGAUGAAGCUGCAAAGCUGCUCCUUGGGGAAGGCCACGAGGAGACCAAUAUGAGAACUAAAGUUCGGAGGUUAUAUGACAUUGCCAAUGUCCUGUCUUCACUGAAUCUAAUUGAGAAGAUACAGCAAGGGGACUCAAGAAAGCCUGCGUUUCGUUGGUUGGGUAGGGCCACAACGCCGGACACAGAAAAUGGUGUCACAGUUGUUGUACCCCCACCAGGGAAGACUAAAUCGAACAAAAGAGCAUUUGGAACUGAACUCACUAACAUCGACAUGCAUAGAAGUAAUCUAGAUUCAAAAGUUCAGAAGAAAGCAAAACUGGCAAAGAGUGGUGGCGAUGUCUUGAUAAAUUGCAAAUUGGAUAGUGGUGGCGAUGUCUUGAUAAAUUGCAAAUUGGAUGUACGGAAUCGGCUUGGACAGGGUAAACAAAGUGGCAUUGUUUAUGGUCCUUUCCACCCUGCUGGCGCAAGGAAACAUGAACUUGCUGGUGGCAAUAACCCCGGGCAAAGGGAGAUGGCCGAGGACUGGAAGAGCCUUUCUGCUCCAUUUCGACCACAGUACAAGAACCAAGCACUCAGUGAUCUUUUUGCCCAUUAUGUUGAUGCGUGGAAGACAUGGUAUUCUGAAUUUGCUCAAGGCAGCAACAUCAUGCAACAACACUUUGGCCAUUUUGGUAACCAUUUUUUGUAGGCAAAUUAUAGGGUCAAGCAUUGCAGUUCUUAGUGCACGCUUGUGUAUUUUACCUGUACAACCUGUUAAAAGGGGAGAGAACAAGACAUGAUUAGGCCUAGGGUUCAUUGUAUUUACUCAAUGCAGGACAUCUUUAGGCUAUUUUAGGUGGAAAACUAGAGUGGAACUAUUAGAGAGAGAUGUUCCCCAAUCUCUCUAAUAGAAACAUCAUUAUCAUCUCACCUUUAAGUUCUCUAUUGUUAAUUGUUGUUUAUGUGCUUACCUUUGUGGGUUCUACAACUGUCUGUCACUAGCCAUUCUUAUGAAACUUCUCAUAACUAAGUAUAUCUUGCACUUGUCUAUCGCAACCAAAAAUAAAAUAAAAUUCUGUUCAAAUUAUAUUUCAGAUACAAUCACAAUGUCAUCAAUUCUUUCCUUUCCGCUGUGAUCAUAAUUCUUGCUACAAUUCAGAUGCUACAAAAUAGGGAAAGCCUCGAGGCCUGGCCUGUAGAUGUCUGUACUCAGAUUAUGCAAAGCCAGCUGAUCCCAUCGUCUUGCUUUAAUUUAACCGUAAAGACAAUUAUGGUCGCGUAACGACACCAGGACUCCAGGAGUACAUAGGAGUGGUGGUCUCAGCAUGGUCUACAGUACAAGCAAGAGUUUCAGGCUGCAAAAUUGUGAUCCCAAUAUUUUGGUUGUAUGGGUUGUUGUCAGUGUUUGGGGAAUACCAUAUCUCCAAAGGACAUCAAGACGUAUUCAAAUAUCCCUGUAACUGUCAUGCGCUAGAUGCCUUGACCCACCGAGCGCUAUGCAAAGCUUGAGAAGGAUGGUUCGUCGAAACAUGUCCCAAGUGAUUGACUCCUCGCCAUUGCUUGGGUUGUUCUGAAUAAAUAUGUUUAGUUGGCUACUUGCCUUUUGGUUUGUCUAGCUAACACAAUUUAAAUCAAAUAUUUCCCCAACGUCAUCGACAGGAACACUGUAUCUACUGACCAUUCGUGAUUUUUUUUCUUGGACUAUGGAGAGCAUCUGAGCUACAAAGCUGUUCUCUUGGCUACAACUUGAUAUAUCAAAUUGA